Brassica napus (rape) is the source of this 1273-nucleotide messenger RNA. Its product is annotated as FCS-Like Zinc finger 1-like. The record is from RefSeq and is a predicted model, not a curated record. NCBI's taxonomy places the organism in Eukaryota, Viridiplantae, Streptophyta, Magnoliopsida, Brassicales, Brassicaceae. The transcript has 2 exons. Bases 94 to 840 code for a protein of 248 amino acids.
CAAAUCUUAACACAAACGCUUUAAUUUAUUCUUUGUGUCAAUAAAACUAUUUCUAGAACUAUUUUUUUAUACAUUUAGGAUCAGAUCUAUAGAAUGAAAGUUUUUUUACUCACAGAUUCUCUAUUUCUCAAAACUGGCCCCCUAAUUUCUUACUUCCCCUAUAUUAAACCCCCAGAGAAACAAAAGUGUCUUUUAUUUGCUAUAAAAGCCCUCGCACUUACACUUUCCUCGCAAAUUCUACCCACAAAACCUCUCUCUCUCUCUCUCUCUCUCUCUCUCAAAAUCAGAAACAUGGAGGUUUCAGAGAGGAAGCCUUAUUUCAUCGAAGAAGAAGAUAAGUUGGCUUCUUCUUUAUCGGAGAUGGAAGCUGGGUGUUCUGGUAACAAGGUAAACUCACAAAACGGCAUCGUUCCAAGUCCUUUCUCUUACGUCGGAAUGAACAGUUUCAGCAAAAACACUAACUCCUAUUACAACAACUACAACCAUCCAAGCUAUUAUCACCAUCAAUACUCUGUUUCCUCUCCGAGAUCCGCAGUUUCUGGAAGAUUCCAUGAUUUCAGAUUCGAUAAUCGACAGCCUCAUUUCUUGGAUUCGUGUUUCCUCUGUCAGAAACCACUCGGUGAUAACAGAGACAUCUACAUGUACAGAGGAGACGUGCCGUUUUGCAGUGAAGAGUGUAGACAAGAACAGAUAGAGAGAGAUGAAGCAAAAGAGAAGAAACAGAGUCUGUCUUAUUCUGUGAAAUCAGCAAUGAGGAGAAAAGAACAAAGAAGCUCUUCUUCUUCUCCAACUAGAUCUCGUGGUUAUGCAUGUCACAACGGAACUAUUGCUGCUGCUUGAGAUUCUGAAUCUGAUUAUGAGUUUGGGAAUUAUAAUUAUAAUAAUAAUAAAAAAGGAAAACAAAAAGACAAAAACAAAAGAAGAAGUGAGAUUGUGUCUUAAAGUGUCGAAUCUGGUUUUGGGAUUCUCUUUUGAUAUUUUCUAAAUCUGAAGAUUACUUUAGCUUGAAGUUUCAGGGAAAGCUAAAGAUCCAUCAGCUUCUUCACUAGUUUUCUUUUCUUUUUUUUUAACUUGAAAGUUUUGGGAGUAUAUGAGAAGAGAGAAAUUGUAUAUGCCUGUGUGAGUUAUAAAGUCCAUGGGGCAUGCUUGAGUAAUCUUCUCGUGUAUCUAUUGGGUAAGAAAACAAAUACAUAUGUGACAGUUUUACAUGUUCAACCAUGAAAACAUAUACAAGGUAUUAAAAUUUAUACACUUUAUUCUAUGUUCUGGCAAA